AUGUUUCAGCGAAUCUCACUGCUUUCGCCGAACGCCUGCCAAAGCCUGCUUAUCCGCUACUUCGACAGGGUGGUUGAGUUACGCUGUGCCGAGAAGUCGAGUCUUAUUGCCCAAGAGCGAGUGAGGCUGCAGCUGGACGAGCAGAAACAGACAAUAUACAACCUGGAACGAGCUCUCCGCCAUCAGGUAGGCAUUCGGGCCUGGCAGUUUGCCAUAUGA
Messenger RNA from Protopolystoma xenopodis, 219 nucleotides. Lineage: Eukaryota; Metazoa; Platyhelminthes; Monogenea; Polystomatidea; Polystomatidae. The record is from the annotation of a GenBank genome assembly.